Molecule: messenger RNA, 2228 nt
Organism: Kogia breviceps (pygmy sperm whale)
Lineage: Eukaryota; Metazoa; Chordata; Mammalia; Artiodactyla; Physeteridae
Gene: TGIF2
Product: TGFB induced factor homeobox 2
Biological process (GO): negative regulation of transcription by RNA polymerase II
Molecular function (GO): DNA-binding transcription repressor activity, RNA polymerase II-specific; RNA polymerase II cis-regulatory region sequence-specific DNA binding
Source: RefSeq, a predicted model, not a curated record
UCAGGCCGCGAGGUGCUUUCCAGCCGCGAGCUGUCAGGCCGAGUGUCAGGCCCGGCAGGUACGCGGCGCGCUCUCCCGGCGCCUCCCGCCCCCUGCCGGGACGCCCGGGACCGAGCCCUAGGCCGCGUGGACGGAAAAGCUGCUGGGAAAAGCUUGCCUGAGGUCCAGCGUAGCCCCUAGACACCAUGUCAGACAGUGACCUGGGUGAGGAUGAAGGCCUCCUCUCCCUGGCAGGCAAGAGGAAGCGCAGAGGGAACCUGCCCAAGGAGUCGGUGAAGAUCCUCCGGGACUGGCUGUACCUGCAUCGCUACAACGCCUACCCCUCAGAGCAGGAGAAGCUGAGCCUUUCUGGACAGACCAACCUGUCGGUGCUGCAGAUUUGUAACUGGUUCAUCAACGCUCGGCGGCGGCUUCUCCCAGACAUGCUUCGGAAGGAUGGCAAAGACCCCAACCAGUACACCAUUUCCCGCCGCGGGGGCAAGGCCUCCGAUGUGGCCCUCCCCCGAGGCGGCAGCCCCUCAGUGCUGGCUGUGUCUGUGCCGGCCCCCACCAAUGUGCUCUCCUUGUCCGUGUGCUCCAUGCCGCUCCACUCAGGCCAGGGAGACAAGCCGGCAGCCACCUUCCCACAAGGCGAGCUGGAGCCCCCCAAGCCCCUGGUGACCCCUGGUAGCACACUCACCCUGCUGACCAGGGCUGAAGCUGGAAGCCCCACGGGUGGACUCUUCAACACACCACCGCCCACCCCCCCAGAGCAGGACAAGGAGGACUUCAGCAGCUUCCAGCUGCUGGUGGAGGUGGCGCUCCAGAGGGCUGCUGAGAUGGAGCUCCAGAAGCAGCAGGACCCGUCACCCCCGUUGCUGCGCACUCCCAUUUCCUUCGUCUCUGAAAACCCCAAGUAGGCAUCUGCCAACAGGGGUGCUCGAGGCUCGAGCCAGCUGUCCUGGGUUUCCGUUUUGGUUCCCCUUCCUACAGAGGGUUUUCUUUGGAUCACUGCCAAACAUCGGGAUCAUCUCCUCUGUCCAGAGGUCUUCAGCAGGAAGACGCCAGCUGGCGUCACUGCACUGUGAUGGGACCUCUCCUCUGCUGACUCUGCCAUUUCUCCAGGCCUCCUCAGUGAUGAGACCAAGAGAUUGGAGACAGGCAUGGUGCUGCUGCUGCAGAGAAUCCCCGGGACCCCUUUGUUCCCACCUGCUUUCCUGGGCUGGGCACAGGAAAGCUGCCAAGUUCACUCACACCUGUGCUGGGUCCCAGUUGCCCCUGACAGGGCCUCUUUUUGUUAAGUGUGGACAUUCCAGGUUCAUAAGUGUGAACAGAAGAAAAGAGGAGCCCAGCAGAUGUAACAGAACCGACUCCGGUUGAAUGUUUAGGUUUUUGCUAAACUUUGUUUAUUUUUCCCUCUUUGCUGUGGUUUGCAUUAACAGGAGUAGUUAGCCCAGGUGUGGGGAAUGAGAGUGCAUUGCUUGAUGGCGUCUGAUGAACUAAGAAUAAUCCACCACUGCAAUUGGUGAUUGUUUUACAAGGAAGGAGUAUUUUCAUUUGGGGGACCAGCUAAAUCUCUGCAAAAUUCCAAAUGGUUGUUUUAUUGUUGGUUUGGUUUACCAAAAAAAAAAAAAAAGAAAAGAAAAAAAAAAAGAAAAAACUUUUAUGGGCUUUGGCUUUUCUGCAUCAUGCACAGAAGGGAGAAGGGGUUAAAGCCACAGCCAGAGAGAGGGUCCAACAAAUCGGACCAAACCUUCUAGGUGCAGAGCAGAGAAGGAGGAUAGAGGUGUUUUUCUGGUUGCUUGGUGGUUGUUUUUACUGUAUUGUGGGGGAGGGGAGGGGGAGGUAAGCUAGGCUGAGCAGUAGGGUGGUGUUUUUUUCUCUUUCAUGUUUUCCCCUUCUUUAUCUUUGAAAGCUUCACCCCGGCCCGAGUUCUGAAUUCCUUCUAGGAACUUGGCUUAGUGGGGCCAGAAUGUCAAAAGCUCCCUGUUGUUCCUACUUGGAAAGAAGUGAGCCAUCUAGUGGUCAGGAAGGCCUUUUAGCUGAUCUAGACGGGCAGCUUUUCCCAUGAUGGUGGCCGGAAACUGUUCCUGGAGGAAACAUGGAACAGUGCCCCCAGCUGCCUGUGGAACUGCCCUGGGAGGAGGCUGGGGCUGGGAAUCGGUCACGAAGCCUGUUCGCUGUGAGUGUCUUUCUGUUGCACCUCUCUUUAAAUUGGAGUUGCAGAAGCCCCUGCCCUGAACUUCACA